GAACAGGCUGAAGACCCUGAAAGCCAGACAGGACGCUGCUUUUGAAGCCCUGGAAAAGGCCCAGAUGGAGGAGCAGAGAAAGGCAGAACUAGAGGACGAGAGAGACCAUUGGAGUGAAGUGGAGGAGGAGCUGCAGCAGGAGAAGCAGAAGCUGCUGCAGCGAGCAAUGAGGAUGAGGCUGGAGCAGGAGGAAGAGAUGAGGGAACUGAACACGCUGUUCCUCAAUGCCAAGUGCAACAUGAUCCGGGACAAGCAGGUCCUGGAGAAGAGGAUGAUCCACAAGGAACUGGCAGAGGAGGAGAAGCGCCUGGACAAGAUGUUGGAAAUGGAGCGGGAGAAGGCCAUGGAGGUGCAGGAGGAACUGGAGCGCUGCAGGAAGCAGGAGCUGAUCAGAGCCAGGCAGCACAUUGUGAAACAGAUGGAGCAGAAUGCAGAGGAGCGAGCGCUGAGGGCUGAGGAGUUGUACCAGGAGGGCCAGAGGCAGUUGGAGCACUUCGAGCAGAUGAAGAGGGAGGAUCAGAAGGCCUGGGAGCAGAAACAGCAGCGACUAAAGCAAAUCCAUGCCGAGAUUAAACACUUCAACGUGGAGAGCCAGAGGCUGAAGGAUAAACAACGGGAACAGGAGAGGCUGGAGGAUGAGCGGGUGCUGGAGCAUCAGCGGCAGAAGGCUGAGCGCGAGGCUGCCUUGGAGGCGGAGCAAGAACAACUGCGCGUGGAGAAGGAGAAGGAGCUGGCCCGGCUCAGGGCCACGCAGAAGCAGGCCCAGGACUGGCAGGCAGAGCGGGAUGCUCUGAGGGCCAAGAGGAACCAAGAGGCUGCAGACAGGGAAUGGCGGCGACGGGAGCUGGAGAAGGCACAGAGGAAGGCUGAGAUGGAACAGCAGCUGAGGCAGGACCGGCUGCAGCAGGUGGCCCAGAAGGAACAGCACUUGGCCAUGCAGAUGGAGCAGAACCGCCAGGAAUUCCAGAGGGUGCUCAGGACCCACCAGGAGCAGCUGGAGCGGGAGAAGUUGCAGCAGGAGCUGAGAGAGCUCCAGCAGCGCGCCCAUGGCGAAGACCUCCGGCGGCAGAUCCAGGAGCUCAGGCAGCAGCGGCAGUGCGAGCGGGCGGCUGUCAUUGAGGAGGGCCGGCAGCAGGAGCAGGAGCUCCGGCAACGCAGCCAGCGCCUCGCCCAGCUCAGGCAGCAGAAGCUGCAGGAAUUCAGCUCCCUCAGCAUCCUCAGCAAAUGGGACCUGCUACAGGGCCACGGUGCCAGAUCCAUCGGGAGCCUGAUGGAGUCUUUCCUCUGCAGAGCCACCGGAAUGCCUGAGAAGUACUGUGCUCAGGUGGAGCACAAAGCCCAGAGCCGAGUCAGUGCAGCCCCCUCCUAG
Catharus ustulatus (Swainson's thrush) is the source of this 1369-nucleotide messenger RNA. RefSeq names its product cilia- and flagella-associated protein 45-like. The transcript is spliced from 9 exons. The coding region runs from base 65 to 1369 and encodes 434 amino acids. Lineage: Eukaryota; Metazoa; Chordata; Aves; Passeriformes; Turdidae. The record is from RefSeq and is a predicted model, not a curated record.